AGUGAAGUGUCACCGCCAGGCUCGCCAAAACAGAAACAGCCGGUGAGGCGCUGCUCUGAUGGUCCUCGGUCCCGGGACGGGUUCACACUGGAGCGCCACAAGCCCGGAGCAGGACAGCAAUGGACAUUGUCACAAAGCAGCUUUUCAGAAAUGUACCAGUAUACAUUUUGGUGGCAAGGAGAUCUCCGGGACUUUGACUUGAAGAAACCUUGACAAGAACCAGAGUCAAAAGGGAACCUAUCCCCAUCUGGGUGACACUGGAUACGUUGGUUGGAUUGUGUUUAGAGGACUGGUGUUAGGAGGCCUGGAGUGCUGGCGUCAUUGUGAAGAAUGUGGUGUCGUGGUGAAGAAUGUUCCGCAAGGUCAAGAAGCGCCACAGCAGCAGCAGCUCCCAAAGCAGUGAGAUCAGCACCAAGAGCAAGUCUGUAGACUCCAGUCUGGGAGGCCUGUCCAGGUCCAGCACAGUCGCCAGCCUUGAUACAGACUCCACCAAGAGCUCAGGAAACAGUGCGUCUGAGACAUGCGCUGAGUUCAAAGUUAAAUAUUUGGGAGCUGUUGAGAAGCUGGACUUUGAGAUGAGCAAAACCCUGCAGGAGCCAUUAGACCUGAUCAGCUAUAUUGAUGCAGCUCAGCAAGACGGAAAGCUGCCGUUUGUGCCUGGAGAAGAGGAGAUGAUCCUGGGAGUGUCCAAGUAUGGCGUCAAAGUGGCGUCUUUGGACCAGUGUGAGGUGUUACACCGCCACCCUCUCUACCUGAUAGUUCGCAUGCUGUGCUAUGACGACGGUCUUGGAGCCGGGAGGAACCUCCUGGCACUCAACACCACUGAUGCCAAGCAGCAGGAGUGCAGUAUCUGGGUUUACCAGUGCAGCAAUGCAGAGCAAGCUCAAGCCAUCUGUAAAGUGCUCUCAGCUUCCUUUGACUGUGUUCUGGCCUCGGAUAAAUCCUGAGGCCCGUCUCUCCUGCGAAGGCCUGCUCUCUAACAGAUGGUUCGCUCGGCAUAACGGCUUGAUCCCUGGAUAAUGUUUACAGUGUCUGUAGAGGUCACCCUUUUCACCCGGGACGGAGGCCAUUUUUGCUCAUCCUCUCGUAACGGUUAAGUUUAGGAUUAAAAUGACGUAAACCUGCUCCAUGAUCAAGUAAACCGCAUGCGUGUGUAUGUACGAGUGGCCUCUACAGGGAGAGCGUUUACAUCAGUCAUGUACAUUUAUACCCUCUGCUCCCGAUCUUACAAUCUCCAUCAUCCAAAGGCCUUCCAGGCAAGCAUGUACCCUUAUUUAAUGUAAAUAGACACUGAACUCGGCAUACGGUUUCUGCUGUGGUCCAGUAACUGAGCAUCUCAUGGGAUUACUCCUAGCAUUGGUACAGUAAUUAGUGAGUACGGAGGAACACAAGGACUUAUUCAUCAAACAUGCUGUAAAUUCCAGCUAUCUGUAGCCCUGUGGGUGGAAGACUGCUGAGGUCUGAUGUUCAGUGCUGUUGGCACCAGACCUCCUUGUCUGCUCACAAAUCCUGGUCCAGAUGGGACUGGAUCAGUUCAUACGGUACUAGAACAUUUUAAAAAUGGUACAAUAAACUUUUUAAUUAAUUUGAA
Neoarius graeffei (lesser salmon catfish) is the source of this 1591-nucleotide messenger RNA. It is a transcript of the gene itgb1bp1, whose product is annotated as integrin beta 1 binding protein 1. The transcript has 8 exons. The record is from RefSeq and is a predicted model, not a curated record. Gene Ontology annotation, molecular function: integrin binding. Bases 351 to 947 code for a protein of 198 amino acids. Gene Ontology annotation, biological process: negative regulation of substrate adhesion-dependent cell spreading; negative regulation of focal adhesion assembly. Gene Ontology annotation, cellular component: lamellipodium; cytoskeleton; cell periphery. Lineage: Eukaryota; Metazoa; Chordata; Actinopteri; Siluriformes; Ariidae.